Molecule: messenger RNA, 1177 nt
Organism: Arabidopsis lyrata subsp. lyrata
Lineage: Eukaryota; Viridiplantae; Streptophyta; Magnoliopsida; Brassicales; Brassicaceae
Product: protein PHR1-LIKE 3
Exons: 6
Coding region: 120-1007 (295 amino acids)
Molecular function (GO): DNA binding; DNA-binding transcription factor activity
Source: RefSeq, a predicted model, not a curated record
GGAGAUCAACUCGACUCUUCGCUGUCUUACAGAAAUCCAUUACCUCUCUCCCCACAUUUUCCUUCACUUUACCGGGAAAAUAGGCGAGAAAAUAAAAAUCAGUGGUGAAAUUAAAGAGAAUGUACUCAGCGAUUCAUUCAUCGCUUCCUCUAGAUGGCAACUUGGGAGAGUACUCUGACGGAACUAAUCUUCCCAUCGACGCUUGUUUGGUCCUAACCACUGACCCUAAGCCUCGUCUUCGUUGGACCUCUGAGCUCCAUGAAAGAUUCGUUGACGCCGUCACUCAGCUCGGUGGACCAGACAAAGCAACGCCAAAAACUAUAAUGAGAACAAUGGGAGUGAAGGGUCUCACUCUUUACCAUCUCAAAUCUCAUCUUCAGAAAUUUCGUCUAGGGAGGCAAUCUUGCAAAGAAUCAAUUGACAACUCUAAGGAUGUUUCUUGUGUUGCGGAGAGUCAGGACACGGGUUCAUCGUCAACAUCUUCGUUAAGAAUGGCUGCGCAGGAACAGAAUGAGAGUUAUCAGGUCACUGAAGCUUUGCGUGCUCAGAUGGAAGUCCAAAGAAGACUACAUGAGCAAUUAGAGUAUGCGCAGGUGCAAAGGCGACUCCAGCUAAGGAUCGAGGCACAAGGGAAGUACCUACAAUCAAUUCUAGAGAAAGCUUGCAAGGCUAUAGAGGAACAAGCUGUUGCGUUUGCUGGACUAGAGGCAGCUAGAGAAGAGCUUUCAGAGCUAGCCAUAAAAGUCUCCAUCUCCAAUGGAUGCCAAGGAACAACAAACACCUUCGACACAACCAAAAUGACACUUCCAUCCUUAUCCGAGCUUGCAGUAGCGAUAGAGCACAAGAACAACUGUUCAGCAGAGAGCUCUCUGACUUCCAGCACUGUAGGAAGUCCGGUUUCAGCUGGGUUGAUGAAGAAGAGGCAACGAGGAGUGUUUGGAAACGGAGAUAGUGUGGUUGUUGGUCAUGAAGUUGGAUGGGUUAUGCCUAGUAGUAGCAUUGGAUGAGAGAAAGAGAGAGUGACCAGAUUUUAGCUUAUUUAUUUGCUUUGUUGUUGUAUUUAACUCAAAACUUUGUCAUCAAACCUCUCUGUCUUAACCUCUAUGUAUAUAUUUGUUGAAGCAUGUAGUGUCUCCUUUAAUUUUGAGUAAGUUUAUGAACCAAUUUGUUUAUUUUA